UGUUCUUUACACUCUUUUCAAUUAUUACAAAAAUGAAGUUCACUGUUGCUGCCGUUUUCACUGCCUUGGUCUCUGCUGUCUAUGCUCAAACCACUCCUCCUAAUGCCGGUGUUGCUGUCACACAUCCUGGUCUUGGUGAAGUCGUCACUGCCGGUAACACUUUCACCAUCAAGUGGGAUCCUAUUGCCAACUAUGCUAGCCCUGCUGCCAACAUCAACUCUAUCAGUUUGUUAAAGGGUAGUUCUGGUGCAUUGGAUGUUUCUAUCGCCAACAUCCUUUCUGCUCCUAUUGCUGCUAGCGCCAGAGAGUACCAAUGGAACGUUCCCGUUACUCAAGAAACCUUGGUCUCUUAUGCCGUCAGUUUAACUGGUGAUAACGGUCAAGUUACCUACUCUCCUUACUUCACCAUCUUGGCUGUCCCUGCUGGUACUGCCACCAACUAUACCGCCGCUGCUCCUGCUCCUGCUGCCUCUGGUUCAUCUCCUGCUGCUUCCGGCUCUGCUCCUGCUGCCUCUGGUUCUGCCAACGGUACUACCUCUGGUACCGCUUCUUCUCCCAAGGCCUCUGAAAGCAGUGCUGCUAACAGCCUCAAGGCCGGUCUUGUUGGUGCUGCUGGUAUUGCUGGUGCCGUUGCUCUCUUGCUUUAAAAAAGAUACAGAGAAAAAAAAAGAGUUUUCUUUGUUCUCAAUUCAUAACCAUUCUCCUUUUUCUUUUUAUUACAUGCACCUGUACGAGUUUCCCUUACCUCAUUGACCCCCAUUAUACUUUUUAUUACUUAAUAGAACUCUAAUUUACAACAAAAAAAAAAAUCAUGUUCGUUUAAAAUGACCCCCGAGAGAGAAGGGGAA
Mucor mucedo is the source of this 848-nucleotide messenger RNA. RefSeq lists its product as uncharacterized. The coding region runs from base 33 to 647 and encodes 204 amino acids. The record is from RefSeq and is a predicted model, not a curated record. The transcript is spliced from 4 exons. NCBI's taxonomy places the organism in Eukaryota, Fungi, Mucoromycota, Mucoromycetes, Mucorales, Mucoraceae.